AUGAAGGCCACUAGCGCAACGGUGGCUUUCCUAGCCAUUGCUGCUGUCCAAGCAGCCAAGCACGCCCAUGACCAUGGCCACCACCGUAGCCAUCGCUCGGUGGAUAGCCCCGUGGUCAAGAAGAGUUCCUCGUGUCAGUUCCCCUCCGGGGCUGGCUUGAUCCCCAUCACUCCCCACGAGACCAAUGGUGGUUGGGCGAUGAGCCCUGAUCAGGAGUGCAAGCCUGGCGGAUAUUGUCCGUAUGCUUGUCCAGCCGGCCAGGUCUCCAUGCAGUGGGACCCGGAGGCUACUUCGUACACCUACCCCAUGUCCAUGAAUGGUGGACUGUACUGCGACGAGAAUGGCGAAAUACAGAAGCCAUUCCCGGACCGUCCCUACUGCAAGGACGGCACAGGCGUCGUCAGCGCGAAGAACAAGUGCAAGGAGCAGGUGUCUUUCUGCCAGACUGUUCUUCCGGGCAAUGAAGCCAUGCUGAUCCCCACGCUUGUGGAAGAGCUGGCUACCCUGGCUGUUCCGGAUCUGAGUUACUGGUGUGAGACUGCGGCGCAAGGACAUGAUACUGACAGUACUAGCUUCUAUAUCAACCCUCCGGGAUACAACACCGAGACUGCCUGUGUCUGGGGUACCUCUGAGAACCCCUACGGCAACUGGUCCCCGUAUGUUGCCGGUGCCAACACUGACGGCGACGGCAACACCUAUGUGAAGCUCGGAUGGAACCCGAUUUACCUAGAACCGACUACCCCGUUCCGCAACGAAGUCCCUGAGUUCGGUGUCGAGAUCGAGUGUGAGGGAGACGGCUGCAAUGGACUGCCAUGCAAGAUCGACCCAUCCGUGAACGGCGUGAACGAGAUGACUGGCGACAGCUCAGUGGGUGCAGGCGGUGCAUCCUUCUGUGUGGUGACGGUGCCCAAGGGCGGAAAGGCCAAUGUCGUUGUCUUCGACAAGGACGGCGGUGACUCUACCAGCGUGCCGGUGUCCAGCAGCAGUGUUAGCAGCGUCGUCGUGAGCAGCAGCGCCAGCACCAGCAGCACCUCGACCAGCAGCAUCGUCCCUACUACGAGCAGCACGCCGACGAGUGUCAGCACCAGCACCAGCACCAGCACCAGCACUAGCACCAGCACUAGCACUAGAACUAGCAGCAGCACCCCGACCCCGACGCCGUCCAGCACUACUACUACUAUCUCCAGCACCACUCUCAGCUCCAGCUCCACCAUCAGCACCACCAGCUCCAGCAGCAUAACUCCCCGGCCCACCCCCAGCUGGACGCCCUCUUCCAGCUGGAAGAUCAGCUCGAGCGCAGCACUGAACUGGACCGUGUCGGCUAGCUACACGUACAAGCCACACGUGAUGGUGGAGACGGGCUCCUCGCACACGCAGCCUGUAGCUGCUGCUGCUGUUGCCAGUGAGGGCUCGAGCCAGACGACUGGAACCGCUCAAGCAACGCAGUCAGCGGUUGUGACGGAGGGAGCUGCUGUCAGCACUGCCGUGUCGAAGCUGAGUCUGAUUGUGGCAGUUCUUGGAGCCAUUGUCAUGGUCUAG
Molecule: messenger RNA, 1539 nt
Organism: Aspergillus niger
Lineage: Eukaryota; Fungi; Ascomycota; Eurotiomycetes; Eurotiales; Aspergillaceae
Exons: 3
Coding region: 1-1539 (512 amino acids)
Source: RefSeq, a predicted model, not a curated record